Molecule: messenger RNA, 2723 nt
Organism: Cloeon dipterum
Lineage: Eukaryota; Metazoa; Arthropoda; Insecta; Ephemeroptera; Baetidae
Exons: 24
Coding region: 179-2623 (814 amino acids)
Biological process (GO): biological process involved in interspecies interaction between organisms
Cellular component (GO): external side of plasma membrane
Molecular function (GO): carbohydrate binding
Source: RefSeq, a predicted model, not a curated record
CGGAAGAAUGAAAACAUCCGGUUUCUAGUUUGCUGGGCUUUUCCACUUCACUGUGGUGUAUCGAGCAACAUUUGGGCCACGCAGAUGAGCACAAUUCACCAGCGCGAUUGAGUUGCCUUUCAAAAUCUGUAAGCAUCGUAAAACCAGACGAUAUUGAAUUUCAGUUGCGAAGGUGAACAUGCUGUGGAGACCUGUGCUCGUGGCAGGUGCAUUGCUCUUCUAUUCAAGUAUCAUUUCUGCGGCUGUUCCUAAAAUACUUCGUAUAGAAAUCGUGCGAGUUAUUAAUAACCGCAGAGUCUACAUCCAAAAAUGCUGCUCUGGCACCCCUGGCGAUUGCAACUCGACCACCACCACCCCAAUCAAGCAAACCAGCUUGCUGACGACAAAGAAAAGAGCAAUUAUAACCACUACGCUUGUCGGCAGCACAACCAGCCAGGAAACCACAACAACCACACCACCUCCCACAACCGUGGAGGAUACAACCACGACCGAAUUGACAACUUCAACCUCAACGUCAACCACAACCACAACUACUACAACCACGACUACUACAACUACAACCACGACAUCAACAACUACAACAACCACAACAACUACGCCUCCAUGCUUGCCAUACACGUGUGUGACACAGCCUUCGUUACUCGAUGCCAGCAACUACAUAAACACAUCUGUCGGAGCCACCGUAGGAGGAGCAUUGCGCAUCGCCUGUGACACCUUGUACUUUUUCAGUGAUGCCGCAUUAGAUUGGGCAGCAGCAGCUUCUCAAUGCUGCGCGCGGAACAUGAAACUGGUCACCUUUGAAACCGCCGCGGAAUAUUUGUGCUUUGCCAAAAUGCUCACGGUCCCCAACUACGGCUUCAGUGGCACCUGGUGGACUGCAGGAAGCAACGUACACACAAGCGGCCAGUUCAUUUGGUGCAUGAACCAGCCGGUGAUCAACUUCACCUCCGAUUUCAAAUAUUUGCCAGGCCAGCCGGACAAUUGGCAAAACAACGAGCACUGCAUGGAACUUGCCUUGGGAGGAGGCACGCCACCCAAUAACGUCCCGAUGAACGACAGGCCCUGCGAUACUUCUUACCAAACCCGAUACGUUUGCGAGACCACAGCUGUUGGAUGUGCAUUUCCGGAAUGCCCUACGGCUCCGUGUCUUCCAGACGCCACAAAAAUGAGCAAUUCACAGAAUUGGCAAAGCAACUCUGACGGCGUGUUCAGGUCGGCUUGCGGGCGCCAGUAUUUCAUUUCCAAGGUGGGAAAAAACUGGAACGACGCCCAAACCGAAUGCUGCAAGUACGGAAUGCAAUUGUUGAGCGUCGAAUCGUUUCAAGAACUAUCCUGCUUGGCUGCCAUGAACAAAGUCCAAUUAAAGGACACAACCAACUUCUACUGGACGUCAGGAACGAAUAAUGGAUUUGGUUGCGAGUUCACCUACGGAUUUUGCGGCUCGAGAACGCUGCUUUAUCAAAACUUUUCAAACUGGCAGUCGGCAAUGCCCGACAAUCCGCUGACAGAGCGCUGCUUGGACAUGAAGAUGGCAAUCGAUCCGACUCUGAUGACUUUCAAUGAUCAGAAAUGCACAGAGAUUCGAAACUUCAUCUGCGAGGGGAGUCAACCAGAUUGCAGUCCUACGUGCCCAAGUAAAUCUACUUGUGCCAAACAGGACAAUCUUUUCAACUCCAAAGGAGAACUUCUUGAUGCCUUUAACUACGGUCGAUAUGCAAGUGGAACAGACAAAACCUAUCUUUUCUAUACACAGGCCACGGUGUCCUGGGCAGCUGCAUACAACAUUUGCUGCACGUUGGGAAUGGAUCUGCUUUCUAUUGCGACUGACCAGGAAAUGCAGGACAUUUUCAAUUUAAACAACAACAAUAAUUUGUUUAAGCACAACAAGAAUUUUUGGACGAGCGGUACGCAACUGAACUGCAACUUCCACUACAAUUACUGUUCCACAGGCACCACCUUCUUCUUGAACGACACCAAAUGGAAAACCAAUCAGCCUGACAACAUAAACGAGCUGCAGUGGUGUGUUUAUUCGCACUUCGAAACGGCCGCGUCCUACGGCCUGAGUGCAGCCUUCAUAGACGACGCUCCUUGCUCUGAUUUGAACAACUUUAUCUGCCAGACGCCGAAACUGUGCACUUCGGUUCCUUGCUAUGACUACAACUGCACGGUUGACCCCACCAAAGCUGCUCAGCUGACGGCAAUGUCAGGACCUGAUGGGGAUUUCCGAACGUUUUGCAACCGGAAAUACUUCUUCCACAAAGAUGCGAAAUCUUACAAGGACGCGUACUACACGUGCUGUACGUUUGGAAUGAAACUCGUCUCGGUCGAGACGGAUGCCGAGCGUGUUUGCAUUCACAACGGAUUCAUUUCCGCUAGUUGGCCAGCAGGAAACGUUUGGACCUCAGGCACCGACAUCGGAGUGGGAUGCGUCAACAAAUUCGGUUGGUGCCCUUCAGGAACGUUGUUCGCCAAUGAAGUGCGUUGGCGCGCAGGAGAGCCAAACGGGCCCUAUUCGGAAAAUUGCGUCAACUUGAUUCUGAGCGGCAGUGAUCCCUCGGGUACCGAUUUCAAUGACUUGGACUGUUCCAAAUCGAUUCGUUUUCUUUGCGAGCAACCUGAUUAAAUUUGCUGACAUGGGUCUAAUUGGAUUACAAAUUUUCUUGAUAAAUAAAAUUUUAAAAUCUACAUUUGGUGAAAUAAAAAUCGUGGAAUUAAUUCAAUAA